AUGACUGAGGAUGUACCUGCCGAUUAUUUGGUGAAUGCCAUGCAAAAAAUCGCGGUCGAAGAGGAUGGUGAUACCGCUCCAUUAAGUCCACCCUCUCCCGUACCGUUUGAGGUUGGCCAAUUUAGACGGAGUGAAAUGCUAGCCUAUUGUACCGGGAAAAAUAGAUGUUUAGAAUCCAAGUUUCGACAGACAUUGCUCCGAUAUUAUCGCGGUCAUAAGCAACGCGUGGAAAAAAUUGACCAAGGGCAAUCUGAGAUAGCUGCACACCUCUAUCGAGCCUACAAGGCCAGACGCACACAGCAGCGAAAAACUCGUGAUGAACUGCGUGAGAUUUACGGUCAAUCCGAAUGGUUUCACAAGUUUACUGAACAAACCAAAAAGAAGGCAGAGGAGCCAGAAUCAAAUGCACCAAAACUUCCCCCGGUUGAUGUGUCACUCAAGUCGGACGAUGAGGCGCGCAAACGGGUGAAGUUUACCGAUAAGCUUCGGCAUUCACGGUCAAACACAGAAAAUAAAAAAGAACGAAAUAAAGAACCGAUUCCACAAGAAUCAACAUUUGCCGUUCUUUUAAUUGAACCCCAUUCGUUCUCUCCUGUCCAGGGGAUAGAAAUUGUGUUCCCCAAGGAAGUGAACGAUACUCAACGGUCAGUUACGGACUGGUUGUCCGUAGCAGAAACAACUCAGCCGGAAAUCGUCGCAACCUAUCCGGAUGACGAAGGAUCUCACCUACCAGCCGGAGUAGAAAAAUCCCACCCUCCAUUUCGUAGUACAGGGUCCCUCCAGACCAAGUAUCCGAAUCGUCACAUGGCUCAGGUUCAGGAAGCAUUAGCGGAAGAGCCCAGAGCCUACGUGUGGGUUGGGGAUAAACACCAACUGAUUUGUCCUGUGGGAAGAACGGCUGUCAGGACAGAUUUGGUACUACGUGAAACAUCCUUUCCAAAACCAGCCCACAUCAGGCUACUACUGCCUGACAGUCGUCAAAAAUACGUGAAUAAGAAAAUGUGCGACCAGGAGUUUGAAAGGUUAAAUGAAUCCAUACUCAAAACCAAACCCUUCCUCGAACGUCUUGAGACACUGAAAAUAA
Molecule: messenger RNA, 1084 nt
Organism: Opisthorchis viverrini
Lineage: Eukaryota; Metazoa; Platyhelminthes; Trematoda; Opisthorchiida; Opisthorchiidae
Exons: 3
Source: RefSeq, a predicted model, not a curated record